GAAAGAGAGAUACUACAGUGCAUGUGAUGUUAAGAGAGAGAGCGGGUGGGGCACUGUAGUGAGUUUUCACAGGGCCAAAACCUGUUGUGGAUUUACAUAGACAGACGGCCUGUAUAAUAUUAUACAGUGGUGUGGGGCUCCAACACCCAGAGGACUGUACAGAGACACGGCACUGUGUGGACUCACACAAGAAAAUCAGGAAAACUUAAUCAGCAUGCAGAGUGUGAGUUCCCCAGGGAGGGGGGGAACCCUGUCGGAGGAGUCGUUCCAGUGUUCUAUCUGCCUGGAGGUCUUUGUGGAGCCCGUCUCUACCCCCUGCGGACACAGCUUCUGCAAGGCCUGUCUGCAGGGCUACUGGGACCACAGCAAGAAGUUCCUGUGCCCCAUGUGUAAGAAGAGCUACAGCCGGAGGCCGGAGCUCAGCAUCAACCGGGUCCUCGCCGAGAUCGCUGCCCACUUCCAAGGCCUCGAAGUAGGGGCUGUUUCACCAAACACGAAGGGGGGUGCGGUGGCUGGGAGUCCGGUGGCGGGUCACAGGAUUCAUGGAGAGUCACCAGCAGCUGCGGCGGAGGGUGGAGAGUUUGCCCGGGCAGGCGAGGUGCCGUGUGAUGCGUGCAUCGGGAGGAAGAUGAGGGCACUGAAGUCGUGUCUCAACUGUCCAGGGUCAUUCUGUGAGGCACAUCUCCGACAUCAUAAGAAGGUGAAGUCUCUGACGUUUCACCGCCUCGUGGAGCCUGUGCAUCAUCUGGAGGAGAAGCUCUGUAAGAAGCAUGAGCGCCUGCUGGAAGUCUACUGCCGCAACGACCACGGCUGUGUCUGUAUCUCCUGUGCCGAGGCCACCCACAAGACUCACGAGAUCGUCUCGGUUGACCGCGAGUGGAAGAAAAAGAUGAAUUAUUUGGGCAAGAGGAGGUCGGAGCUGAAAUACAUGAUCAAGGAGCGGACCAAGAAGCUGGAGGAGAUCAAACAGUCAAUACGGGUCAUCAAAAGCAGCGCUCAGAAGGAGUUGGAGGAGAGCUGGCAGGUGUACGCGGAGCUUCAGUGUCUAGUGGAGCAGAGCCAGGCUGAGCUGGUGGAGCUGAUCGCUACGAGGCAGCGCGAGGCUGAGAGGCAUGCCCAGGAGCUGGCCCGAGGACUGGAGAGCGACCUGAGUCAUCUCAGGAAGAGGAACGAAGAGUUGGAAGCCCUGGCACAGAACCAGGACAAAGUCAUCUUCCUCCAGAGACUGUCCGCCCUAGCGCUCCUCCCGGAGCCCAUUGAUUGGUCAGGAGUGAGUGUGAACACUGACCUGUACCUGGGUACCAUCCAAUCAUCCGUCAGUGCUCUCGCCGACAAGUUCCAGGAAGAAAUCAAGAGGCUGUAUGGAAAAGAGCUAAGGAAGCUGCAGAACUAUGCAAGUGAGGUGUUCUUGGACCCGGCCACAGCCCAGAGGAACCUGGUCCUGUCAGAGGACGGUCACCAGGUGAUGUACGAGGAACGAAAGCACAACCAGUCAGAAGACACUCGCCGCUUCAACCCCGCCCUCUUCGUGCUCGCAUGCGAGUGCCUCUCCACGGGACGCCAUUACUGGGAGGUCGAUGUGGGCCGUAAGACUGCCUGGACUGUGGGCGUGGUGCGAGCAUCGGCCCGCCGGAAGGGAGAGAUCCAGCUGAGCCCCGAUGGAGGGUACUGGUGCCUGUGGCUGAAAGGUGGGGAGGUCAAGGCUCUGGCAUCCACCCGACUGUCCCUGCAGCUGGCCUCUCACCCCCAGAAGAUCGGGAUCUUCCUCGACUACGAAGGCGGCCAGGUGUCGUUCUACGACGUCAAGAAGCACACGCACCUCUUCACAUUUGAGGAUACCUUUAAUGAGAGUUUGUACCCCAUCUUUAGCCCCUGUCUUAAUCAGGAGGGAAAGAACGCAGCCCCGCUCAUCAUCAGUGCAGUGAAGCAUAGCUGGGCUUUAACCACAGCCCUGUCCUCCGCCUUCAAAUGGAGGAAAGCUCUGUUCGCCUCUGCCGACCACUGCAACCGCACCGGCCUCCCCUUCAGCAGUGAGGUCAUGCUCCGGCAGUCGCCCAAGAACCUUGCGCACCAGAGACACAUGCGCGGCACGUGUGGCGGAGUAGAUCGAGAUAUCGUCAAUAUACACCACCACAUCUUGUCCGUGCAGGUCCCUGAGAAUCUCAUCGACAAAGGAUUGAAAGAUGCGACAGCUGUUGCAGGAGGAGCCUCCUCCUCCGGUCUCCCUAGAUGCAGCCCCCCCCCUAGCUCCAUAGGUAUGGGAGCGGGCGGUCCAGGAGGUGGACCAGACAGGCCCCUUUCAGAACGUCGGCGAGCAGCCAGUAGAUUGUCUAGCCGGAUCGACAGGUCUAUGAGCUCGUCCAGGAGGGUGAUUGAACACGGCCCAGAAGUUGCAGGUGGCCCACUCCAGGGCUCUACCCAUCAAGCAAGAGACGAGGACACUCACGCUCUCCUCAUCCGAGGGAGCCGGCCGAACGGUGGCCAGGUAAAGCUCGAGUUGGAGCAGAAACCCCCGGCACACCACCACCGCUCCAUCGUACUCCCUUGGAGGCGCAAUACGCAGGACGCUGGUACCGGAUACCGCUGGAGGAGAGCAGUCACUCUGUACAGUGGCUUUCUGCAACAGCUGCUUCUCUCUGGAAAUCAUGGAAAUCUGACGGAGGAGCAGGUCCACUGCUCCAUCUGUCUGGACGUGUUCACCAACCCUGUCUCCAUCCCCUGUGGACACAACUUCUGCCGCUGCUGCAUCCUAGACUACUGGAAGACCACUGCCCUGUUCCAAUGCCCCAUGUGCAAGAAGACCUUCUUCAAGCGGCCCGACAUUAGCAUCAACACCGUCCUGAGGGAGAUCGCUGAGCAAUUUAAGGACAUCAGGGUUAGCAACGCCGAGCGUCUCCAACGGCAGGAACUGAAAGAGGAACGAGAUUUGCAGAAGAAGAUGGAAGAGCAGAAACAGAAGGAGGAGGAGCAGAAAAAGACGGAGCGGGAGACGAAGAAGAAAGAGGAACAGGAGCUGGUUCAAAAGCAGCAGAAACUUCUCCAGGAGCUGAGACUGAAGCAGGAGAUGCAAAAGCUACAGCUGCCACAGCUGCAACGAACGACGAGCCAGGAACCAGAGAAACCAACACAAGAGAAGCCAGAGGGAGAGCCAGAGGAACCUCCAGCCGAUGCUCCUCCAUCCCCACCCCACAGCCCAUGGGGCGAGGUGUCUUGUGAUGUCUGCAUGGGCGACCGGAUGAAGGCCGUCAAGUCCUGCCUGGUGUGUCUGACCUCAUACUGCGAGGAACACAUCAAGAACCACAACACACGCUUCACCAAACACAAGCUGAUCGAACCCGUGACUAACCUUGAAGAGAGGAUGUGUCCCAAGCACGAGAGGCUUCUGGAGCUGUUCUGUAAGAAAGACCAUAUCUGUGUGUGUGUGCUGUGUACGGAGACGGACCACAGAGCUCACUUUACUGUACCUGUAGAGAGGGAGUGGACUGAUAAGAAGGCUCAGCUGAAGAAGACAGAGAUAGAUGUACAGCAGAUGAUCCAGGAAAGACUGAAGAAGAUGGAGGAGAUCAAGCACUCAGCGGAGCUGAAUAAGUCCAGUGCCCAGAGGGAGAUCGAGGACAGCAUGCAGGUGUUCCAGGAGCUGAUUCGGUCCAUCCAGAGGACCCAGGCUCAGCUGGUGCUGGCUAUAGAGGAAAAGCAGAGAGAGACAGAGAGGUGGUCCCAGGGCCUGAUAGGGGAGCUGGAACAGGAGAUCACUAAACUACAGAGGAGGAAUACAGAUCUGGAGCACCUCUCACGCACAGAGGACCACAUCCACUUCCUACAGAGUUUCCCAGCCCUGUGUACCCCUCCAGCCACUAAGGACUGGUCUGGGACCAGGGUACAUACUGAAGUGUGUGUUGGGAUCAUCAGGAGAGCUGUGUCCAAAUUGGAAGAGACGCUGAGUGAGGAAAUUGACAAACUGGUGGACUCCGAGCUGAAGAAGAUUCUUAAGUACACAGUGGACCUGACCCUCGACCCAGACUCAGCCAACCCGUGGCUCCAGCUCUCGGAAGACCGCCGUCAAGUUAGGCACCUGGGAACUUGGCAGGACCUCCCGGACAUCCCUGAGCGUUUUGACACUGUGGUCAUUGUCCUGGGUCGCGAGGGCUUCACGGCGGGACGCCACUACUGGGAGGUCCAGGUGGGGGACAAGGAUGACUGGUACCUAGGUGUGGCCAAGGCAUCAGUCAACAGGAAGGGCCGUAUCGCCGUCAGCUCCUCCCAGGGCUACUGGGCGCUGGCCAUGAAGAAAGACCAGGGAUAUAGGGCCUCCACGACCCCGCCGUUACCUCUAACCCUUGACCCCAAGCCGAAGAGGGUUGGGGUGUAUGUGGAUUGCGAAGAGGGCCAGGUUUCGUUUUACGACGUGAAGGAGAGGAGUCAUAUCUAUACAUUCAUGGAGGACAACUUUAAGGAUAAGUUGUUUCCGUUCUUUUAUCUGUACUGUUGUGAUAAACAGUCGGAUGCCAUGGUGAUCUGUCCGAUCAAUGAAAAGAGUCUGAUCAAGCAAUGCUGAGAAAUACUCUGACAACAACUCUGAAAGACUACAAUUCUGUCUGCAGAAAAUACUGUGACAUAUGAUCUUGGUAGGGAAACCGUAAAACAAUUAUACAUUGACACUUAGUGGUGGCUUAAAGUACCUUGGGGGUGAGUGCCCGACGUCAACAUCCUUGACCUUAUUGAUAUUUGUUAUGGUGAUAACAAGCUGAUUUAUUUUGUUGUCCAGCCCCCCUAGGCCCCUGGUCAGUUGAACCCUGUUGAGAAAGAUUGCAACUCUGGCAACAACUCUGAAAGACUACAAUUCUGUAUGCAGAAAAUAGGGGAGAGUGGGGUAUGUUUAACCAUUGUUUACAUUCAGCAUCACUGCGUCAAGGGAAAUAUAGUAUUCUUUCUAACAAAGAUAUCUACAUAUAUUUCACAAUGUGGUUUAUCCCUGAAAAUAAUUAGAAUUAAUGUAAACAUAACGGUUUUGAAAACAUAGCCUUUCCAAAUAAAAAAAGUGGUUUGCUCAACUUACCCUGGGUAUGGGGUAAGUUGAGCAUCGGGACAGGGUAAGUCGAGCAGCCUUGGGGUAAAGUGGGUGAUGGUGUCCUGUGACAGUGAUUGAUGGUGCUGUUAGGUCAAAGUUGAAUUCAUGGAAUGGGUAUACUGUAUAUGUUAAAUAUAUGUCUACAUUCAGAUAUAGAAUACUCUGUUCAAUAUCCCUUACCCUUCUAUUUCUUGACCAGUUGUCUGGGACAGGGAUGUUGUUUUGAUGUGCCAAUUUGUCGGCUAGUUCUCUGCAUUUGAGGUUACAAAGCCCAUGAAACUGGUCCAAAAGAGUAUUGAUACGUUUAGCAAAGCUCAAACUCUAUGUCAUCAGAUAAGACCAUACAGAAUGUGCACCUGCUACUCCUUAUCAUAGCCUCUCUUUCGCACACAGCUACAUGUUCAUUUUGUUUUUCGGUCAUUGUCUAUUUGUUCAUCCCUUGCUGCUGCUUGAGAUGGACUUCUUCCCUUCUCUCACUUCCUUGGCUGCUCGCUCAAGAACCUCUUUGUGGCUGGAACCCUGCUUGUUUUACGUUUGUGUACCCGGGACAUGAUGUCUGCUCUGUAACAAUAGAAAUGCACUCUCUUGAGUUCAUAUGUUCAGACACAUUGCAAAAAUACUAUGCAUAAAACUGACUAAAUGUAAUCAUUUGUAUGGGGUAUGGUGGCCAUUGGCUCCACUAACCCCAAGGCAAACAAGAAUGCACAUUUGUGAAAGGUUUAGGACCUCAUAUUCAUCAGAUCCCAACUGAUGUGUAAAACAAUCAUAAAACGAUCUACUUUGCUUCUACGAUCUACAAGUGUCAUGAAACUUAUAAACAAAAAAUGCAUUUGCUUUGUGAAAAGCCGUCAUUUGGACCCAACUUGCUUGCCACUUUUUCCAUGUGGUUUCUUCCUUCACAGACUCCAUGAAAUGAUGACCUCUUCUUAAAUAUUUGGUCACUUGAUUAAUUUGACGUCUGCUUUCCUAGAAACAAGGGGUGGCUCAACGAAACUUUUUACUCAACUUUCCCCAUUCUCCCCUACCUCAAAGCUGCAACAUGUAACUUUUUGGGUGAACAGACCAAAUUCACAUAGAAAUGUGAGUUAUAGAUCUGUCACUCAUUGGAAGUAAGUCUAAAAAGCAGUAGAUCUGUUCUGCGUGUGCCUUUUCUAUGCUUCCCAUUCUUCCGUUUAGUUUUUGCAUCUUUUACUUUCGGUUUUGCAGACCAGCUUCAAACAGCUGAAAAUGCAAUAUUUUCAGUUAUUAUAUGGUACAAUGAUUCACUACACUAAACAUUGAUUGUUUUGUUAUAUAAACUGACAUUAGGUGAACUAUUCGAAAUUCGAGCAUAUUGCACCUUUAAUAUAUAAUCCUAAUAGACUGGUAGGUAGGAUGAUAGUGUUGUUUUUUGUUUGUAUUUUUUUUCAUGGCAUAUAUCCUGUUGAUUAAAGUCCAGAUUAAACAUCAAAAUGAAUAUGAAUCUAACAGACAUGGGUUUAAAAUACUUGAAAAUAAUUUCAAAUUCUUUAUCUGUGCCUAUUUCAGCUUGCCUGACUUAAUAAACCAAUAGAUAAGUCUCAAAACGGCAUAUCCUGUCCAUCUGGCACUCCUGGCAGAUUAAAGCAAACGCUCAAAGUAUUUGAACCCAGGUCUAAAAUGUAACAUGCCUUAAUUAAUUGUAUCUAUGUUGAAGACAGUGUUGUUUACUGACUUGCACUUUAGUAUUGCAUGCCUAUUCACAUAUUCAAUGUACACUGUAGAAAUAGGACAAGGAUUUUCAACAAUAAAUGUGUUUGUCUUUG
Molecule: messenger RNA, 6852 nt
Organism: Oncorhynchus keta (chum salmon)
Lineage: Eukaryota; Metazoa; Chordata; Actinopteri; Salmoniformes; Salmonidae
Exons: 23
Coding region: 215-4555 (1446 amino acids)
Molecular function (GO): zinc ion binding; protein binding
Source: RefSeq, a predicted model, not a curated record